Messenger RNA from Colletotrichum godetiae, 321 nucleotides. RefSeq lists its product as uncharacterized. The record is from RefSeq and is a predicted model, not a curated record. The transcript has a single exon. Lineage: Eukaryota; Fungi; Ascomycota; Sordariomycetes; Glomerellales; Glomerellaceae. Bases 1 to 321 code for a protein of 106 amino acids.
AUGCGGGUUACUACUGUUCUCUUUUGCCUUGGCGCAACUCUCGCACUUGCUCAACCCGUCAGGCAUUUGGGCGAUACGUUGAUCCCAGCCCGGGACCGAGGAACUGACACCCCUUCGGAGCCUAAUCCGGCCCACCCGCCUGACAACGGAAAACGCUCUAUUAUGACCCGGGACCGGGGAAGCGACACCCCUUCGGAGCCUAAUCCGGCCCACCCGCCUGACAACGGAAAACGCUCUCUUAUGACCCGGGACCGGGGAAGCGACACCCCUUCGGAGCCUAAUCCGGCCCACCCGCCCGAUAACGGGAAACGCUCAGUCUAG